Messenger RNA from Nezara viridula (southern green stink bug), 4247 nucleotides. The record is from the annotation of a GenBank genome assembly. NCBI's taxonomy places the organism in Eukaryota, Metazoa, Arthropoda, Insecta, Hemiptera, Pentatomidae.
UGAGAGCGACCAGAGUGUGAGGAACUGGAAGGAAAGAGCGAGCAAUAGAGAUGAUUGGCAUGCUAUAAUUCAGGAAGCCAAGGCCCACCCUCGGCUGUAGAGCUACAUAGUAAUAAGGAGUGGGAAAUAUUUAUAGGAGUGAUAGCAGAUCUCAAAAGCUACAGAAAAAUAAGAGAACUAUAUAAACUUUGGUCUGAUUUUUGGCAGCAAAAAAGGAAAUUCAAAUGUCAGUCGAUUCGUACUCUGAGGAAGCAAAAGCUCUGAAGAAAUUGAACCUCGAAAAAGCCACUAACUUCAUGAGGCAGUAUAGGGACCCUGACAGCAGGGAAUUGAAGAAACUCUCAGCUCAUCAGUUCAUGGAGGUUUGGAGCCAUUACGACAAAGAUUCCAACGGCUACAUCGAGGGUACAGAGUUGGACGGUUUCUUGAGGGAAUUCGUUUCCAGCGCCAACGUGCAGGAUGUUAGCCCAGAGGCAGUUUCGGAUGCCAUGCUAGAAGAACUCAAAGCAUGUUUUAUGGAGGCCUAUGAUGAUAAUCAGGAUGGCAAGAUCGAUAUCCGAGAAUUGGCUCAACUUCUACCAAUGGAAGAAAAUUUUCUUUUGCUGUUCAGAUUUGACAAUCCAUUGGAAUCCAGCGUGGAGUUUAUGAAGAUAUGGAGAGAAUACGAUAUGGACGGUAGUGGUUACAUAGAAGCUGACGAACUAAAGAAUUUCUUGAGAGACCUCCUAAAAGAAGCCAAGAUCAAUGAUGUAAGUGAGGACAAGCUCAUCGAGUACACAGACACUAUGCUCCAAGUGUUUGAUGCUAACAAAGAUGGGAGAUUGCAGUUGUCCGAGAUGGCAAAAUUGCUUCCGGUCAAAGAAAAUUUCCUCACAAGACAGAUUUUCAAGGGUGCCACAAAACUAACAAAAGAAGACAUUGAGAAAGUUUUUGCUCUAUACGACAGGGACAACAAUGGGACAAUAGAAAAUGAAGAGUUGAGAGGAUUUCUUAAAGAUCUACUUGAACUUGUCAAGAAGGAUUACGACGCUCAAGACCUGGAGGAAUUCGAGGACACACUGCUAAGAGGAGUUGAGCGGGACCGCGGUGGUAAGAUCAACAAGAAGGAGCUGACCAUGAUCCUCCUUGCAUUGGCCAAGAAGAGCAACGAAGAACCUUAGAUUGUCUCAACUGUCUUUUUCAAUAAUUUAUCCUAGCCAAUUAUUUUAUCUGAUAAAAAUUAAGAUGUUUUACACACAAAUUUCAUUUGACUAAGAUAAAAUUUUAAUUUUUUCAACAAUGGACUGAAGUAUCUGUAGAUUUUAAUAAGAUUACAACUUAUACCUAUUAAUGGUUGAGUCCUCCCCCUUUGUGUGAUAAAAGUGAGAAUGGAACCGAAAUGGCCAAUGCUAAAAUAGUAAUUUUUUAUAUGUUAUUCAAUGUUACCCAUAUGGUGAGAGUGAUAUAAUAAAAUGACUGCGACAAUUUCAAAUAUUUAGUAGGCGCUACAACAUUGACACAAUAGGCGUUUGUAUAGAUGUUAUUAUGUGAUAAAUGUAUUACUGCUUCUAUUAUGAUUUCGUUGGAUAUACACGGAUUCAUUUGAAUGUAAUACUUAAUGAUUAAUUCCUAGUUUUAUUAAUCUAUGAAGUUUAUAUGGAUACAAGGAAAGAUACAUGAAUCCGUAUCAGUAUUAUUGAAUUGUAAAAAGUUUGAAUUUAAAGCGUUUAUAAGUCCCUCACACAUAUUGAUUGUUGUUUUUUCAAAUUUUUAUUUUUUUAUUGUAUCGAUUCUAUAGUAGGAAUGGUUAUCUUCUAUCUUCGAGAAGAAUUCCAGUAUUAAUUCUUCACUAAUUUACCUAGUUAUAGUCCUUAAGAAAAUUCUAGAAGUUGAGGGAUAUCAUACGAUCCUUCCUAUUUUAUAAAUUUAUAAGGUAUCAAUUUUCUGUUGCAAUAACUUUUAUUCGCCACUAUUCUUGCUCAAGGGAGUAGGUAGGAUUUUCCUCCUCACCCCCUCCUCUCCGGAAUCUCUCAAGCCCUCAGAAUUUUUUUUAAAAGGAAUCAUUAACGAAAAGUCCCAAACACAAUACAAACGAAAACUUAAUUGUAAUCAUUUUUCCAACAAGAUGACGAAAUAAUAAUAGCCAGUAAAAAAUUUUAAAGAAAAUUAAAUACUCUUGAUAAUUGAUUGAUGGUUGACAGCAGUAAAUAAUUUAAGAGAAGUUGUUUGGGGUUUUCAGUCAAAAUAUAAAGUAAAAAAAAAUAAAUAAUAUUUAUUUUUAUUUCCUUUGUACCGACGUUUCGGCCUAAAUUCAAGCCUUCACCAGGGCUAAUCAAAGACAAGAUAACAUAUGAUAUAGAUAUUGAGAAAUGUUAUAUAAAAAUAGAUGUAUCGUUUGAAUAUAUAUUUUUAUAUACCAUGUCUCAAUAUUUAUAUUAUAUGUUAUUUUGUCUUUGAUGAAGGCUUGAAUUUAGGUCGAAACGUCGGCGCAAAAUAAAUAUAAUUUCUUUAUUUUUACUUUGUAUUUUGAUUGAAAAAUCUAAUCAACUGCUCUUCAAAAAUAAAUAUUGUUCAAUAUUUUAAAAUAUAUAAACUCCGAGGUCAUAUUUUAUUUAUCAAUGCAAUAAAAUCUUUGAUUUCCUUCUCUUUAGUGUUGCCCAAAAUCGAUGGUAAAAAUGGUAAAAAAAUCGAUUUUUAAAAUAAAAAUUAAGGCAAAACAGUUACUAAUACUUGACAAUUUUAGUUACUAUAUAUUAAUCAUUGGUAUGACCAAUAUACUUUUUCACAUAACUCCUCUAAUUUUUCAUUCGGGCUUAGUUAGGUUUCUCCUAUCUAAAAAAUUACAGUAAUAUCUCUAUAGUAAUAAGCUAAUAAGUAACUGCAAGACUGUUGCGAGACUCUUGCGCAAGACCAAGAUCAUGCGCAAGACCAUGACCAUGACCAAGACUGAGUUUGCAAGACCAAGACUCUUCUCAGUCCCGCAUUUGGGCAACGCUACUUCUUAUUUAUUUAUUACUUACCAUCGAGAAACAAGUAAGAAUAGUUUUGUACAAUGGGACUGACCUCUUAUGUCUAAAUAUGUUUUUAUGCAUCAAGGAAAAGCUAAAAACUAUCAUUGGCUAGACUUCAGGAGGGGGAAGGGGGCGGGCGAUUGUCUUCCCUCUCCCUAAGAAUAGAGAAGGGGCUAGAAUAUCGUUUCACCCCUCCCCCCAAUAUUUCUAAGAAAGAAAAUAAAAUCAAUAACAAUUAAUCUACAUGAACGAAUAAAAUAUUUAAACUAAAACCAAUUAAGAAAAUAUCAAAAGUCGACUAGAUGUUUAUAAGGCCUAGAAGUCAAGUAGCUACGCAGAUAUUUUACCACACCAUAUGGUCCUGUUAUUGAAAUUUUAGUUUAUAUUCAAAGAUAAUUAUAUGUUGCAAGAAAUCCUAGAAUUUAUGAUUCAUUUAUGUACAACCUUCCGUCUUUACGUGAAGGUUUUAUCUCAUUUCCAGAAUCAAAUUUAAAGCAUCGGAGUGUUAGGAGUUCAUCUCACUGCCUCAGAAAUAAUAAAUACAAAUAUGUAAUGUAUCCAAUUGAUUUGGUUACAUAUUAUCAAAUAUACCCAUAUGAAAUUUUUUUUAAUAUAUAUAGCAUAAUAUUGUUUCUUUUAUAAUAAUUAAGUUGAUUAUAUUAAUUAUCACUCAUAAUUUUUCUACACAGUAUAAACUCCCGGGACUUUUUCUGGAUGGAGGUCUACUCCCACCCACCAAAGAGAUGGAAAAACUGCGCCUAACCAUUAUGAUUUAUUUAAUAUGUUUCAAAACUAAAAAAAAAUAUUUGUAUUAUUUUUUUGGGAAGGAAGGUCAUUCGCUAACCAUCAAAAGGGCUUAUUACUUAGUUGCAGCUUAUGACAAUCUUAAUCAUCUAGUAUAAGCUGAUAUCUCUCAACUUCAAUUCGUAGUUUAAUAAACAUAUCCUGUUAAAUCAAUAAGAGAUGGAGAAAUUCAAUGAUUACGAGGCGCAAGCAUUUUUAAAAGAAUGAUGACAUGUGUAAGUAAUUACAUGAUAUACUCAAAACACCAUUAAAUGCUCAUAUACUUAAAAUAAAAUAUAGAAACUUAAAUAAACUUUUUUUAAAUGGUAAACUAAGUUAUGUGUAAUUGUCACAACGCUGCAGAGUAACUGUUACAGUACAUAAUCAAAAUCUUAUGGAUAUUUAUAUAAAUCUUUUAUUAAAUACUUGUUCAAAGGCUUAGGUGCUAAAUACAAAAUGUUAUUGUAAAAAUAA